This is a messenger RNA of Amaranthus tricolor (Joseph's coat), 1230 nucleotides long. Its product is annotated as meiosis protein mei2-like. The transcript has 4 exons. NCBI's taxonomy places the organism in Eukaryota, Viridiplantae, Streptophyta, Magnoliopsida, Caryophyllales, Amaranthaceae. Gene Ontology annotation, molecular function: RNA binding. The record is from RefSeq and is a predicted model, not a curated record. Bases 15 to 935 code for a protein of 306 amino acids.
UAAACCUUUGAAAAAUGGAGAAAAGCCAAUUAAACCCUCAAGCUCCCGUCUACAUUCCCUCUACUCUUCAGAAACCAUUCAGCCUCCUAUUCGGAGCUCCAUUUGCUUACUAUCCGUCCUUUCAACAACAACCACAUGUGUUUUACUUCCAUUUUCUUAUUCCAUCAAAACCAUCAACUUUUCCUUAUUUCCCCAAAACUCCCCUCUUUGAUCCCCCCGCUUCUCCUACUUCCCCCUUUCAACUCAUUAAGCAAUCUCCCGACACUAACCCGGAUCCUGUAUCUGCUCCUUUCACAACCCACAAAUCCUUUACGGGUAGGACCCUGAUCUCUCGUCGUUUUACCCCUUCUAACUCUCAAUCUAAAUGGAUUAUCAAGAAACACCCUCAAGCUGUUCAAAAACAAAACCUACAUGUUUCUCAAGUGGACUGUACUAAUACCCCCUUGGCGUCUUACCCAUUUGGCGAUUGCACAUCUUUAAUGAUCAGAAAUAUCCCAGCUCGUCUCAGUAGGAGAGAAUUGAUAGAGCUUCUGGAUGAUCACUGUCGCCUGGAAAAUGAAAAGCUUUGCAGCACCUCUCCAACUUCUGAAUUUGAUUUUGUUUACCUCCCUUUUGAUUUCAGGAAGAAGGGGAAUUUGGGUUAUGCAUUUGUAAAUUUCACAUGCUGGGAAGGAGCAUCCAGGCUGUAUAAUGCAUGGAAAGGAUUAAUGAAAUGGGAAAACUGCGGGUAUGCAACCCAGAAAAUAUGCCAUAUCGAUCAUGCAAAAUUGCAGGGAAAUGAGCUGAAGAAUCACUUUGAUAAAUCAGUAUUUCAGUGUGAAACAGAUGAAUUUCUGCCGGUGAAGAUAAUACCGCCAAGCAACGGGUCAAAUUCCGAAUCGACACGGGUGAUGACAGUUGGAACUCGUGUUGUACGUUUAAGAAUGAGAAAAUAGGGUUACUGUAGUGGGGUACCAUUAAAAACUAGGUAAUAAUAUUAGGGUUACUGUUUAGUAGGAGAUUUUGUUAGAUUAAGGAGGGGAUAUCUUUUGGAUGUGAUUUCAACACUCCAGGAAUGGUUGUCCGAGGAGUGAACAAAAUCAUAAUCUAAGAACUAAGAAUAGGAUGGGAUGGUAUAAAUAUAGAGAAGUGAAGAUGGAAAACAGCCAUGGUUCCCCCUAGAGAGAGAGUUAGUGGUAGUAGUUUGUUUAAAUCAUACGUCUGUGUUUGUUGUGUAAUCAUAAAUCAAAU